AUGGCACGACUGAUCGACAAUGAACCUAACACAAGGGUAAAACCCAUGAAGAUUUUGUGUAUGGGAAUGGCCAGAACAGGGACAAACUCCAUGGUCCUCGCUCUCCGCAAACUAGGCUUCAACCCCUACCAUGGCUCCGAAUGUUUCAAGAACCCCCCUCGAGACUUCAACCUUUGGAUUGAAGCGAUGGAGUGCAACUUCUUCAACACAAAACAAAAGCCACGAUACGGCCGCGAGGAAUUCGAUCGUUUAAUGGGUUCAUAUGACGCUUGUCUUGACGUUCCCACAUGCCUCUUCUGGGAGGAUUUAGUGGAGGCCUACCCAGACGCAAAAGUGAUCCUCACCAUCCGGGAUCCUGAUUCUUGGCUCAAAUCAGCCAAUGCGACGGUCUUCAAAUUUAUGCAAACACCCUUUUUCCGCUUCUGGCACUACAUGGACUCUACGGUCCUGGGGCCGCUCUUUCGCAAAUCCGAGAUGGUCUGGAAGAUCUUCUGUAACAACAAUUAUGAUGAUGCCGUCUUGAAACAGGCGUACCUUAACCAUAACGCACGAAUUCGACAGGCGAUUCCAACGGACAGGCUUUUAGAAUUCGAGACUGGCAAGGAUAGCUGGGAUAAGAUUUGUCAAUUCCUGGAUUUGCCAGUCCCCGACGAGCCAUGGCCUAGGGCAUACCCCACGGAAGCAUUCCAGGCCCAUAUGGAUCGCUCCAAGCUAUUUGUGAACAUUUGA
Messenger RNA from Aspergillus caelatus, 729 nucleotides. Its product is annotated as sulfotransferase family protein. Lineage: Eukaryota; Fungi; Ascomycota; Eurotiomycetes; Eurotiales; Aspergillaceae. The transcript is spliced from 3 exons. Bases 1 to 729 code for a protein of 242 amino acids. The record is from RefSeq and is a predicted model, not a curated record.